Cladophialophora psammophila CBS 110553 is the source of this 3225-nucleotide messenger RNA. Its product is annotated as beta-galactosidase. Gene Ontology annotation, molecular function: carbohydrate binding; beta-galactosidase activity. Gene Ontology annotation, cellular component: beta-galactosidase complex. The transcript is spliced from 3 exons. NCBI's taxonomy places the organism in Eukaryota, Fungi, Ascomycota, Eurotiomycetes, Chaetothyriales, Herpotrichiellaceae. The coding region runs from base 1 to 3225 and encodes 1074 amino acids. Gene Ontology annotation, biological process: lactose catabolic process. The record is from RefSeq and is a predicted model, not a curated record.
AUGCUGGAAUCAAUCGACGGCUUAGGUCUCGGCGGCCCCUCUGUACAGCAGCAGGUGGUUCAACACAGGCCGGACUACGCCAACGAGGCGGUUUUCCGCCGAAAUACUUUGCCGCCGCGGUCUUACUGGAUCCCCAAAACCUCUCUGUCGCUCAACGGUGCCUGGGACUUUCAUUGCGCCAGCAGUCCCCUCGAAGCCGCGGAUUUCGAUCAACGACAAGAAAACUGCUGGACCACCAUCCAAGUGCCGGGCCAUUGGCAACUUCAAGGCCAUGGUCGACCUCAGUAUACUAAUAUUGUCUACCCAUUUCCAGCCUGUCCACCUGAUCUCCCGGACGAGAACCCUACUGGCACAUAUCGGCGGACCUUUUCUGUGCCUCCUGACUGGGACUGUAGUGCUCAAUUACGACUACGGUUCGACGGUGUUGAUAGUGCCUACCAUGUCUGGCUCAAUGAUGACUUUAUCGGAUACGCCCAAGGCAGCCGAAACGCUGCGGAAUUCGACAUAACUGCCGUUGCAAAACGUGGGAAACCCAACAAGCUUCUGGUCCGUGUCUAUCAGUGGUCAGAUGGCUCUUAUAUUGAGGAUCAGGAUCAGUGGUGGCUUUCUGGGAUUUUCCGGGAUGUUCAUCUUUUAGCAGUUCCAACCAUAUGCAGAAUUGACGAUUUUUUCAUUCGAGGCGAUCUCGAUGCCACCUACAAGCAUGGCGCUCUCCACGUUACGGUUGACGUCCACAGCCCCAAAGGCGGGCUUGUUUCCGUUGUCCUGCGUGAAAGGCCCAACCACGGAGGGGAGACUUUAGGCAGUGCUGAGGCUAGCUUUGGAGGAAAUACUACCAGAGUUGACCUCCAUAUACACGUGGACAACCCUAACAAAUGGACGGCCGAGACUCCUUAUUUAUACGAUGUCGAGAUUAUAUUGACAGAGGGCAGCAAAUCGGACCGAGUGGAGCAUACCACCGGCUUUCGAAAGGUCGAGCUCAAGAACGGUUUGCUCACAGUGAACGGAAAAGUCCUCAGAUUCCGUGGUGUCAACCGACAUGACCAUCACCCUCUGUUCGGUCGUGCUGUGCCGCUCGAAUUCGUCCGUCAGGACCUCCUGUUAAUGAAGAGGCACAAUAUCAACGCCGUGCGUUGCUCGCACUAUCCGUCUCACCCUGGCCUCUAUGCACUAGCCGACGAGAUUGGCCUCUGGGUCAUGGACGAGGCGGAUCUGGAAUGUCACGGAUUCUCCGAGGUCGUGGCGACCAACACGGCAGAGUGGGACGGCGGAGAGGUUUCGUACGCACGUUGGAUUGGCGCGGUGUCAAAGGAAGCUAGAAGGUACUUGUCCGACAAUCUGUCGUGGAAGGAGGCAUACGUCGAUCGAGCCGUCCAGAUGGUGCAACGAGACAAGAAUCACGCCAGCGUCAUCAUUUGGUCGCUUGGAAACGAGGCAUUUUGCGGCCAGAACCAUGUUGCAAUGUAUGAGGCUUGCAAACGUCUUGAUCCGAGUCGCUUGGUCCAUUACGAAGGAGACACCAAUAUGGGGACGACGGACAUUUACUCGUACAUGUACGCAGCCGUGGAUGCCCUUGCGGAGAGGGCGUCGACUCGCGACGUCGCUGCGGAUGGCACUUUCACUAAACCAGUGAUAUUGUGCGAGUAUGCGCACGCCAUGGGGAAUGGUCCUGGUCUCCUCGAAGACUACGAAGAGGUCAUUCGCGCGCAUCCACGCAUUCAAGGCGGCUUCGUCUGGGAGUGGGCUAAUCAUGGCCUCUACCAGGUCGGCCCGGACGGCAAACAGUUUUAUGCACACGGCGGGGAUUUCGGCCAGAAGGUCCAUGAUGGCACCUUUGUCAUGGAUGGACUCUGCAAUAGCGCGCAUGAGCCUACACCAGGACUCAUAGAGUUGAAGAAGGUGUAUCAGCCUGUUUCAAUCCAUCUAGUGAAUCAAAACUUGAUUGUCGAGAAUACAUAUGACUUUGUCGACCUUGGACAUUUGGAGGUUACGUUCAAAGUCGAAGAAUUUGGCCAGAGCGCCAAUAUGCUCGUGGACGGCCAGCUUAAAAUUCCUCCUAUCGCUGCAGGUGCAAGACAAGCUGUUCCCCUUCCUGGCACUGUCUUUGAGCAGCAGUCCAAGUUCGAGUUAAUACUCACAGUGACCUUCCGACUGGGUGAAGCUGCGAGCUGGGCUGAGAAGCGGCACGAGGUUGCCUGGUUCCAGCACCAACUUUCGCCAGGGUGCCGUUUUCCGGUUUCCUUGCCCUUGGGAUCUUCCGUGCCAACGAUCUGCAAUAGCAAUUCUACCCUGACAAUCUUUACAGCCAAAUCCACAUUUACCUUCAGCCGAGCACGCGGUCUUCUUAGAUCUUGGACCACUACUUUGGGCCCAAUCAUUCCAGACUCCUCAGGCUACAAGGAGUCUCUGAUCCCUGGUUUCUGGCGACCUCCCACGGAUAAUGACAUGCCUAAAGCUCUUCCCCACUGGCGAUCUUUUGGUGUUGACAAAAUCACAUCUCAGCUGCGCUGCAUGGUGCUGGACCAAAAGACCCACUCCCAUGCCUUCACUUUGACGACGAAGACGUACAUUGCUCCGCAGUCCUUGGGUUGGGGGUGGCAUGCAAUCACCACUUAUCAGAUUCAACCCGACGGCUCUGCGGUGUCAGUCUUCAUUCAUUUAGAGAACCCUGUGGGGACUGUCCCUCAACAUCUUCCUCGGAUGGGAUUCGACCUGGUGUUGGCAAAGACGCUCACCCGGGUGAAGUGGUUUGGCCGUGGCCCCGGGGAGUCGUAUCCGGAUAAGAAAAGCAGUCAGCGCUUUGGUGUCUGGAAAGGCGACGACAUCUCUCAGUUGCAGACACACUAUGACGUUCCACAGGAGAAUGGAAAUCACAUGGACACUCGCUGGUUAGAGUUGGCCACCGGAGGAAAAGGUCCCGUCGUAAGGGUGAGCGGGAUUGACGCCCCGUGUCCAUUUGGACCCACGGCGGCUGUACAAGAUUGGGCAAGUCAACCACACUUAGCGCCGCAGCCCGUUUUCAGCUUUAUGGCGACGAAGCACUCAGCCGACAUGCUCGAGAAGGCUGCGCAUCCCUGUGACCUCGUCGAGGAAGAUGUCACGCUGCUCCGCCUGGACGCGGCAGUCAGUGGUGUAGGAACGGGUGCCUGUGGCCCUGCUACCCGGCAAGAUCAUAUGGUAAAACCAGCUGGAGCCGGCUUUGGGUUCAUAUUAGCAUUAAAAUAA